UUCUACAGCCCUCUUUUUUCUUGGUUUGAUAAAGUAUUAAUCUGUUCACAUGGUGAGUUUUCACAAUCAAUCAAUUGAAUUUAGUGGAACCUUCUUCCAUAGAUGAAUCAUUCACACUAAAGUUACAAGCAAUUAAUUCUUCUUCACUGUAAUCUCUCUUCAUCAUUUUCAUUUUUCUUCUCUCAAUCAUUCACAAAUAUUUUCACUCACAAACCUCUCUGAAACUAGUUCCCCUGAUUUCUUCAGUUUGCACCUUAGUUGCCCUGUUAUUUUCUCUGUUUUAGUUUCUUUAUUUCAGAAUCAUUUUGCUCUAUUUCUGGUUCUUUAUUUUUUUCUAUUUCAAUAUUUCUGAUUUCUUCAACCAAAAAAUUAAAAAAAAACACUUUUUGCUUUCAGUUAUUUCUCGAUUACUAGAAAGAAUUAUCAUUUCUCGUAUUUAUUGUUAAUUAUUUUCAUUUGCUUUACUUCUCUUCUGUUUUUCAAACUUUCAAAAAAAAAAAAGUUCUAAAAAAAUGGUUGAUGUUGCCGGGAAUGUUGGGGGUGCGGUGAGUCCUGUCCUUCAACUUGCCGAGUGGUUGGCUGCUCCGAUUUGUCGUCAAUUUAAGUACUUGUACAACUACACUACCAAUUUCAAAAAUCUGGAAAUGGAAGUUGGUAAGUUGAAGAAUUCAAGAGAUGAAGUUAAGCGUAAGAUUAUUGCUGCCGAAAGAAAUGUGCAAGAGAUCAAACAGAAUGUCAAAAACUGGCAGAAGGAUGUGGAGAAGACCAUUAUUGAAGCAGAGCAGCUGAUUCAAGAGAAAGCAAACAACCCUCGAUGUUUCAAGGGAUUGUGCCCCAACUUCAUCAUCCGCUAUAAACAAAGCAAGAAAGCAUUCAAAUUAAAGCAAGAUGAUAUUGCUCCACUCCUCCAGCAAGAAAAGGAUUUGGAUCCAGUUUCCGAUCCUACUAAUCCACCAGAGAUCUGGCUUAGAUCGAGUGAAAAUUAUUUGGCUUUUGAAUCAAGAAACUCCACGGUAAAGAAUGUAUGGGAUGCUUUAAAUGAUGAGAAUGUCUUCAUGAUUGGUGUUUAUGGGAUGGGGGGUCUUGGGAAGACCACUCUUGUGCAAGAAGUUGGUAGGAAAGCCGAGAAGGAAAAGCUCUUUGACGACAUUGUUUUUGUGGAGGUAUCAAAAUCUCCUGAUAUAAAGAAGAUUCAAACAGUAAUUGCAGACAACUUGGGUUUGAAAUUCGAAAACGAAACUGAAAGGGCAAAGAAGCUAUAUUCAAGAAUGGAGGGCAAGAAUAUUCUUUUAAUUCUAGAUAAUAUUUGGGAAUCUCUAGAAUUUGAAAACACGAUAGGAAUUCCUUGCGGAGCUGAUCGUGGGAGAAAUAAACUUUUGUUUACAACAAGAAACUUAGAUGUGUUGGAAAGGAUGGGCUCCACAAAUAAUUUCGGGAUGGGAAUUUUAAAUGAAAACGAAGCAUGGAACCUAUUCGCCAAGAUGACAGGUAAUGUUAUUCAAACACAUAGAUUGCAUUCUCUACCGAACGAUGUAUGCAAGGAAUGCAGAGGUUUACCUAUUGUCAUUUGUACAAUAGGAAAAGCAUUAAAAAACAAGAGUGAUCUAUCUGAUUGGAAGGUUGCAUUGCAGGAACUGAAAGCACCUUCGCCAACCAAUUUUAUCGGAUUGCUAGAAAAGGAGUACAUGAAGAUAGCCUUAAGUUACAAGUAUUUAAGAAAUGAUGAAUUGAAGAAAACUUUUUUAAUUGCUAGUCUAUUAGAAAAUAAUACUUCUAUAUCAAACUUGUUCAAACAUGUUGUGUGUCUAGAUAUACUUGAAGGAGCUAACUUGACAAUGGAAAACGCACGACAUAGACUAGAUACAUUGGUUCGCGAACUUAAAGAUGCUUGUUUGUUACUUGACGGGUUCGAAAGCAGACAAUUUGCUAUGCAUGAUGUUAUUCGUGUUGUUGCUUUAACAAUUGCAUAUGUGGAUCACCAUGUGUUUACAAUAAGAAAUGACAUUGAACGAGAUUGGAAGGACAGAGACAAACUCAAGAAAUGCACAAAAAUCUUCCUACCUAGUAAUAGUAAUAUUAUUAGUCAACUUUGGUCUAACUAUUUGGACUGUCCAGAUCUUGAAUAUUUCUAUAUGACCAAUAUGUGGAACUCUUCUUUCGAAAUCCCUGAGGACUUCUUUGCAGUGAUGCCAAAACUAAGAGUGUUGAAUGUGGUUGGACUACAACAAUCAUUAUUGCCAUCAUCAAUUGGUUUUCUGACAAACCUUCAAACAUUGUGUUUAGAUGAUGGCAAAAUUAAAGAUGUUGUUGUUAUUGGAAAGCUUAAGAAGCUAAAGGUCCUUAGCUUGCGAUUUGCUAAUAUUAAGGAGUUUCCUACGGAAAUGGGUCAAUUGACUGAAUUAAGACUAUUAGAUUUGAGAUGUUGCUAUCAAUUGAAAGUUAUUGCUCCAAAUGUGAUAUCAAAAUUAUCCCAAUUGGAAGAACUUUAUUUAAAGGACUGCCCUAUUCAGUGGAAGAUUGAAGUACUCAAGGAAUUGAAGCUUUUGUCUAGCAUCACUAGUUUAGAAUUGGAUGUUAAAUAUGACAAGGUUUUGCCUAAAGACUUGUUUUCCAAAGAGCUUAUAAGGUACAAAGUAUCAGAGGGAAAUUGGUGGUUCCUAAAUCCAAUAAUUGAUGAAUAUGAGUAUUUGAGGGUAUUGAAAUUGGUAUUCAACGUUUCCAACUACUUGGAAGAAUUAUGUGGAAUCAAGAAUGUUGAAAUCUUAUGCAUAGCCGAAUAUUUAGAUGAUUGUGGGCAUUCACAAUUCAGUUUGCAGUCCAAAGAAAUCACACCACUUUUUAACAAAAAGGUUAUCUUUCCUGAUUUAAUGGUCUUGGUAUUGAAGAAUAUUAUUUCUAGAAAGAUUUGGGACAAACAACUUCCAUCUACCUCCUUUCAAAAUUUGAAACAAUUGAUAUUGUGGAGAUGUGCAAAGAUAAAAUUUGUGUUUCCUUAUACCAUAACCAACAACCUCCAGCAACUCCAAUAUCUUAAUAUAGAGGAUUGUAUUGAUUUAGAGGAAAUUGUUGCCACAGAAGAAAUAACAGAAGCAGCUGCCAGUUUUGUCUUUCCUGAAGUAGCCUUUUUGAAGCUUGGAAAUCUACCGGAACUUGCAACUUUUUAUCCUGGAAUACAUACUUUGGAAUGGCCAAAGUUGAAAAGGUUGGAGAUGAAAAAUUGUGACAAAUUUGAGAUGUUCAAUUCAAAGCCAAAUUCUUUGUGCUUGGACUAUAAGGUUCACUUUCAUGAUUUAGAGGUCUUAGAAUUGAAGAAUAUUAGUUUUGAAAAGAUUUGGAAUAGCCAACUUUCAACUUCUUCUUAUCAAAAUUUGACACACUUGACCUUAUUUGAAUGUGAUAAAAUAAAAUAUGUGUUCCCUUUAUCAAUAGCCAAAAGCCUCCAACAUCUCCAAUACCUUGAGUUAACGAGAUGUAAGGUUUUAGAAGGAAUUGUUGCUCCAGAAGAAGGAACAGAAGUUGCUAUCAAUUUUUUCUUUCCACAGGUAAGCACAGUGAAGCUUCAGUAUCUACCAGAGUUUAUGGAUUUCUAUCUUGGAAUACUUACUUCAGAAUGGCUGAAAUUGAGAGAGUUGGUGGUCAAAGAUUGUGACAGAAUUAAAAUGUUGACUUUAGAGCCAAAUUUCAUAUGCUUUGACCAAAAGGUACAAGAAUCCAAUUUUAUUCCUUGUUUUUUUUUUUAAAAUAAAAAUUGUCUAUGUUAUAUUACAUAAAUUCAAAACAACUGACUCAGU
Molecule: messenger RNA, 3791 nt
Organism: Mangifera indica (mango)
Lineage: Eukaryota; Viridiplantae; Streptophyta; Magnoliopsida; Sapindales; Anacardiaceae
Product: probable disease resistance protein At4g27220
Exons: 5
Coding region: 513-3740 (1075 amino acids)
Molecular function (GO): ADP binding
Source: RefSeq, a predicted model, not a curated record